Molecule: messenger RNA, 2187 nt
Organism: Antrostomus carolinensis (chuck-will's-widow)
Lineage: Eukaryota; Metazoa; Chordata; Aves; Caprimulgiformes; Caprimulgidae
Gene: HMMR
Product: hyaluronan mediated motility receptor
Exons: 18
Coding region: 1-2187 (728 amino acids)
Cellular component (GO): membrane
Molecular function (GO): hyaluronic acid binding
Source: RefSeq, a predicted model, not a curated record
AUGGCCUUCGCCAGGGCCCCGCUCCGCCGCUUCAACGAGAGCUCGGUAUGUACCCCGCUGCGAGGAUCCUAUGAUGUUAAAUCUUCAGAUGCACUGAAAAGUUCUCUGUCCUCUGAAACAUGUCAACGGAUUAGGAAGCAGAAGAGUGAGGCAGAUUUGAACAGUGAGAAGAGUGCACCUACCCCCAUAACUGGAAGGAGACUCGCAUCUCUUGGAUCAACACCAGCUAAUGGGACUUGGAAGCCUAAAAAAGAUCAUAUCCUUAUGAAAGAGAAAAAGAAACAGAAGACACUGGAGAAGGAGAUUCGUGCAUUAGUGAGAGAGCGUGGAGAGCAGGAUAAAAAACUUCAGGCCAUGGAUGAGGAUUUUGUUAAGAUUGAAGCGAAGCUGAGUGCUGCAGUUCAGGAGAAAACAUCUCUUUUGGCAAAUGUUGCAUGCCUAAAAAAACAGCUACUGGAACUAACAAGAACCAAUGAACUGCUGAAGUCAAAGCUGUCUGAAGAUGGUGUGCAGAAGAAAAUGAGCAGCCUGUGCGUGGAGUUAAUGAAGCUCAGGAACAAGAGGGAUGCUAAAGAAAAGACUGCCCUUGCGAAGCAGGAAAACAUGGAAAUGAAGCUACAGGAAGUGCAAAGGAAUCUAGAGCAUUCAAAAGGAAAAAUAGCACAGUUAGAAGAAAAACUGUCUGCUACUGAGAGAGAAAAAGUUGAAGAUAAGUCUGACACUGAAAAACUCCUGGAAUAUAUCACAGAGCUCAGCAGUGUUGCAGAAACAGUUGAGAAAUACAAACUAGAUGUUGCCCAGAUGGAGGAGACACUGAUAAAGAAAGACCAAGAUAUUGGGAUCCUGAAGGAUACCCUUAAAACAAAAGAGGAAGAAUCAUUUAAACUGAUAAAAGAACUUAAUGAAAACUGUCAAAUGCUUGAACAAGAAAAAGAGAAAGAGUUGUCUGAGAGUAGAGGAAAAUUUCUGACUAUGAAUGCUGAAAUAGAAGACCUGAAAAAAAAAAUUGGCUUAGGAGAACAAGAACACCAAAAACUGCUUCAGAAGCAUGAAGAGCUGGUUUCUCAGCUGCAGCAAGAGAAGGAGUCAUCUGCAUCAAUGCAGCAGAAGUUACUAGAGUUUCAAGAUGAAGUAACAAGUGAGAGACAUAUUCUUGAAGAAGAGCUGAAUGAUACAAUGAAUGAGCUGAAUAAAUUACAUGCUAAGGAGAAGAAAGCUGAAAAGUUGGUGAAGUGGUUGGAACAAGAAACCAAAUCUCAAGCUCUUGAACUUGCACAGAUGGAAGUAAAGUUGAAAGGGAAGAAUGCUGAGUUGGAGCAAAUCAAAGAAAUGCACAGCAAUGCUGUUUUGCAAAUCCAAGAAGAGCAUAGCAAUACACUGCGUAAACUUGGAAAGACUGUUGCUGAGUUUGAAAGCUACAAGAAAACAACAGCUGAAGAAAUAAGCAGUCUUAAACUAGAGAACACCUCUCUGCAAGAAGAAGUUGCCAACCUAAAAAAAAUAGGCCAAGAUAAUCUACAGCUGCUUCAGGAAGCAGAAUACACUAAAAAUAAAGCAAAAGAAGAAUGUGCAAGGAUGCUUUUAGAAGUUCAGACAAAGCUUGCACUAAAAGAAGCAGAAACAGAGAGAACAAAAGAGUCUUGCCUUGCACAAAUGACUAAACUUCAGGAAAAACUGGAAGAGCAAACUGAAGAUCUGAAAAGAAAACUUGAAGUCGAAAGAUCAAGGAAAACCAUAAAUGAAGAUGUGACCUCUAGCUUGAAAGAAGAGAUAAAGACCUGGCGUAAUCUGUAUGAAGAUUUACAUAACAAAACUAAGCCUUUUCAGCAACAACUAGAUGCAUUUGAAGCAGAGAAGAAUGCACUUUUAAACGAGCACGGUGCGGCCCAAGAAGAACUGAAUAAGCUAAGUGAUGCAUAUGCUAAACUACUUGGCCACCAGAACCAGAAGCAAAAAAUCAAGCAUGUUAUGAAGUUGAAGGAUGAGAAUACCCACCUGAAGCAGGAUGUCUCAAAACUGCGUGCAUUGCUAGCAAAAGAAAAGCAAACCAACAGAGAUCUUCAGGAUCAGCUAUAUGCAAUUCGGGGCAUUAAGCAUUUUGAUCCUUCCAAAGCUUCCCAGCAUGAUAGCAAGGAAAAUAUUCCUCCAAAAACUCCUUUUAAAGAAGGUAAUAAAAACAAAAUUUAA